AUGGCAAAGAAUACAAACACCUCCAAAACCAACAACAAAGGAGGUAAUGUAGGAAUCAAAAAGACACCAACUACGAGUAGUAAUACAGCUGCCGCAUCCUCUUCUUCGAUUCUAACGAACAAGAAAAAGAGUGAAAGUGCACCAUCAUUAUCACAGAUGGUUGAAAAGGUUGAUUCUGAAAACAUCGAUCUUACCAUCAUUCAAAAUCAAUACCUCGAUAAACUACAAUCCACCACUGAAAGUGACACUAUCAAUGGUAUGGAUAUCGAUUCAGAAGAUGAUUAUGAUGAUACUCCCGAACAAGGUUAUGAAAAUAGAUAUAAAUACAGAGGAUUUAAUGCAAAGAUUGGAAAGAUUGAUAUAUCAACAUUUAAUAAACGUGUUGGUGAUCGUAUUAUAGAGGUACAAAGUGACAAUGACUCUUACUUUGUGAUGACACUGCAACAGUGGACAGACAAUAACUUGACACUACACUAUAGUAACUUUAGAGACGAUAUCAAUGCCAUCACCUAUAUGACGGCAUUACCACAGGUACUUUUGCACAAGGAUGAAUUGAUUCGCAUCAUUAUCAAGCAUCUCCAAGUACCCAACUCGAUGGCACUCAAAGCUAUUCUCAGUGUGUUGGCUGCAUUGUCGAGAGACCUCAGAAGUGAGUUCUACGAAUCAUUCCUUCCCGUGCUCCAAGUACUCAUCCAACUCUUACAGAUUCAACCCAACUCUGGUAAACCUGUUCUCACCUCUGAAGCAAUCGAAGAGAUAUUCACCUCUAUUUGUUUCAUGUUUAAAUUCUUGGAGAAAUAUAUUCUUAAAGAUUUUAUUACUCUCUACAAAAUAUACUCACAAUUGUUUACACACAAGAAACAUUAUAUUAGAAGGUUUGCAGCUGAAGGGUUAGCAUUCCUUGUUAGAAAGAUUGGUGUGGAGAGUGUUGAACCAUUGUUGGAAGAGAUGUUUAGAUUGGCACAAGACGAUUCAAGUUACUCGUAUGCCGACUCGUUCUCCUAUCUGUUGUUUGGCACUGUCAAGGGUGUCAAGGGUAGAUUCCACUCGCGUACAGAGAUUCUCCUGCCUGUCAUAUUCCGUCUACACGGUGGCCAAGUCACUGUCGAGAUUCCGGUUCAUGAGAAUGAUGCAUCGCCAGAUGGUGGCACAUGGCAGAAACGAGACAGACGCAUUAAACCCAGUGUGGACGUGUCUGCGCAAAGAGGUGGAGCAGCUGGUGCAGAUGGUAAAGGGGGAAAAGAAGCCGAGCCAGGAGCACAGCCAGCACCACUCGAACCAAGUCAACGCAUACUACAAUAUCGUGGGUCAAUGGGUGUCACAUAG
Cavenderia fasciculata is the source of this 1326-nucleotide messenger RNA. Its product is annotated as HEAT repeat-containing protein. Bases 1 to 1326 code for a protein of 441 amino acids. Gene Ontology annotation, cellular component: 90S preribosome; small-subunit processome; nucleolus. The record is from RefSeq and is a predicted model, not a curated record. Lineage: Eukaryota; Evosea; Eumycetozoa; Acytosteliales; Cavenderiaceae. The transcript is spliced from 4 exons.